Messenger RNA from Ziziphus jujuba (common jujube), 1611 nucleotides. RefSeq names its product aladin. The record is from RefSeq and is a predicted model, not a curated record. Gene Ontology annotation, molecular function: protein binding. Gene Ontology annotation, cellular component: nuclear pore. Gene Ontology annotation, biological process: nucleocytoplasmic transport. NCBI's taxonomy places the organism in Eukaryota, Viridiplantae, Streptophyta, Magnoliopsida, Rosales, Rhamnaceae. Bases 143 to 1480 code for a protein of 445 amino acids. The transcript has 14 exons.
AAAUUUUUAUACUUUAUAUAAUAUAUAUAGACAUAUAUAUAAAUAUAAAGCCAAAAAGCAAAAAACCCUCAGUCUGUAAGCAAGAAAGAAGAAGAAGAAGACCCCUUCUCCUUCUGAUUUCAUCUCCAAAAAAAACAAAAGAAUGGCUUCUUUUCCUCCUCCUGGUACGGUUACAGUCUGCGAAAUCAAUCGGGAACUUAUUACUGCUGAUACGCUCUCGGAUGAUCGAGCCAGGGACACCUAUGGAAAGCUUCUUGGGAUGGUAUUCAGCCCAGUUGCGUUUCAAUUGGAUCAGCCAGUUCAGCCACCAAGUCCAGAGGGCGACGCAGAAGGAGCAGUUACAACAGGAAGAAAGAGUACUAUUGGAACAUUGCAAGGGAUCUUCACUGACUCCCUUAAACGCCUUUUUCAUCCUAAUGAUGUGAACUUGUUACCAGAAGUUGAUCUUCAGGGUGUGAGCUGGCACCAACACAAGCAUAUCAUAGCAUUUAUAUCUGGGUCAAAUCAAGUUAUAGUUCGUGAUUACGAGGAUUCAGAAGGGAAGGAUCCAUGCAUUUUGGCUAAUGAAUAUCAGAGAGAUGUUAAAGUACUUGAGUGGAGGCCAAACGGUGGAAGAACACUUUCCGUAGCAUGCAAUGGUGGAAUUUGCAUUUGGGCUGCCUCUUACCCUGGGAACGCAGCAUCUGUGAGAUCUGGUGCAGCUUCCUUCUUGGGAACCCUCUCAAGAGGUUCUGGAAUCCGGUAUAUUCUGGUGGAUUUUCUUAAAAGUCAGAACAAUGAGCAAAUUAGUGCCCUCUCCUGGAGUCCUGAUGGAAGAUUUUUGGCUUCUGCCUCUUAUGAAAGCUCUUCAUUUACCAUAUGGGAUGUUGCUCAAGGCCUGGGAACUCCAUUUCGACGUGGAUUGGGGGGCAUAUCAUUGCUGAAGUGGUCGCCAACUGGAGAUUACUUCUUUUCUGCUAAAUUUGAUGGAACCUUUUAUCUUUGGGAGACAAACACAUGGACAUCUGAACCGUGGUCUUCAACUAGUGGUUUUGUCACGGGAGCGACAUGGGAUCCUGAUGGGCGUAUGAUUCUACUUGCUUUUUCUGAAUCUUCAACAUUGGGUUCUGUUCACUUUGCAUCAAAGCCCCCUUCACUGGAUGCACACCUAUUGCCCAUUGAACUGCCAGAAAUAAUGUCCUUGACAAACAGUCAGGGCAUUGAGAAGAUAGCCUGGGACGCUUCAGGAGAGCGAUUGGCUGUAUCAUUUAAAGGUGGGGAUGAUUUAUAUAGGGGUCUAAUUGGAAUUUACGAUGCUCGAAGGACACCACUGGUUUCUGCAUCACUCGUUGGAUUUAUUAGAGGUCCAGGGGAGAAUCCAAAGCCAAUAGCAUUUUCAUUCCAUGAUAAAUUUAAGCAGGGACCAUUGCUAUCUGUGUGUUGGAGUACCGGAUUUUGCUGCACUUACCCUCUCAUAUUUCGCUCCCAUGUUCUUCCCUAAGUUUGAAUACCCUACCUUACCAUUGAGGUGAUUUUGUUGUGUUGUAAUCAGUUCUUACCUUUGGAAUACAAGUUUUAACUUUGUAAUAAUUUUAAUUUUUUUAAUAGUAAUUCCAUUUAUUUUGCAAGCCA